AUGUACGGCAGCGGCAUCUACCCAGCGGUGCCGCCGAAUCCGGCAACACCGACUCAUGCAGCUUCAUCUACACCAGUAUUUUCUGGGCAGGCAGGGCUUUCGCGGCCGGUGGUCGUGCAUGCGGCCACCACGAUGCCAGCCACCAUGCCAGCCACAGCACCAGGUCAAGCAGCGCAGGCACACUGGCCACCCGACAGACGAGUGACUGUCGUCACUCAGCAGCCGGUGGCAGUCUUGCGGAGCACCCUCAGUGCUUCCACAGGCGAUGCAGACUCCUCCGAGGGGGGCCACGUCUGGUUUUGCGUAAUGACAUUUGGCAAGGCUACGCAGACUGUCACGGAGAAGCAUGUGGACAGCAAAGUUGUCCUGGGCGCCGCUGUGGCUGCACGCGCGGCUGCACGGACAGCAGAUCGCUCGGGUGCAACAGGCUGCUGCGAUGUCUGUUGCGCCGAUGAUCCGACUUCGCGGCGGAGGCAAGUGGCCCGGGUCCGGCAGCAAGAUCGCCUACCUCGGCCGAUGGCCCUGGAGGCUCAGCAGGAGGAGGCGGCAGAGGCAGAGGGUUCGGCCGCCCCAAGCCCGCCGACCGUCGGUGAGGAGGAGGUGGAGAUCUGCUUCUUCCUGCACAAAGCAGUGGGUCUGCCCCAGGCCGACUUCAUGGGAACGGCGGACCCCUAUGUGGAGAUUCGUCUCAUGCCCUGCGACCCAUUGGCUCAGGGAGUCCUCUCCAAGAAGGAGGUGAAAAGCGCCUCCGGCAAGAUCUUCGACCGAACUUUGUGGAAGACCACUUCCAGAAUCGUCCGGGGGUCUCUGACCCCUCAGUGGGACGAAGCAUACUACUUCUCUUUAAAGGCCAGAGCUGACGUAAGUGAGCUCUUCAUCUACAUCCGUGUCCUGGAUUAUGACGUUGUGGUCAGUGACGACUUUUUAGGGCACUGCUCCUUCCGGCUUCUGGAUGCGCUCUCACCACAGAACGACGUCAGCGCCGGCUGGCGGGCCUUGCUGCAGAGCAGCCGCAGUGCACUGGAGCGCCUCGCCGUGCUCCGAGACCCGCACCUGACCGAGGCAUCCGGGAAGCCACAGCCAUUCAAGCUGGUGGCACCUUUGGGCCAAGAGAAGACCUACGACCUCAGCGCGGCUGAAAUCUUCCUUCAGCUGUCCAUCAUGGCUCGGAGCUCACGGCCCCUCUUCCAGAAGGCCUCCAGCGGGUCCCCCCCACAAGGGGGGCCCGGGGAGGACGCGGAGGCCGCGCAGCGCCUGGCGGAGGCGGUGGCCAACGGCGACCUAUGGGAGGCGAGUGCCCUCCUCGAGACGGGCCGUACCUCCGUGAAUUGUCGAGCUAUCGAGGGCGACUUUGAAGGCCAUACGCCGUUGCACAUCGCCUGCCUGACAAAGCAUGCAGAUGCAGCGAUGGCCCUAGUCGACGUCUUUGAAGCGUCCCUGGUGCUCCAGGCUCCUGGCGGCCGCAGUGCAGCAAUGUGCGCUUGCGAGGCUGGCGCAGAGGCGCUGGCAGAGUGGCUCAUUGCAGAGGGCCUGCCCGCAGACCUCCAGGACGCCGAGGGCUGCAAUGUGCUCUUCUACGCAGUCAGGGCAGCGCUGCCCCAGCUGACGGCGUUCCUGCUAGGCAAGCAGAACCUAGACCCACAGUCGCGGGCCUUUGACGGAUCUACACCGCUGCUCUUCGCGGUGUCUGGCACACGGGGAGCCUCCGUCGUGGUUGCCAGGCAGCUGCUGGAAGCCGCGGCGGCCCCGAAUGCGACUGCCGGGCCUGGCCGGUGGCCGUUGCACGAGGCCUGCCGCGCCGGAAAUGACAAGUGCGUUCGGUUGCUUCUGACUCACUCUUCCGCAACGGCGGUGAAAGCCCUGGACUUCGAAGGGAAGACUCCGCACAUGAUCGCCAAGGAGGCGGCUUUGCCGGAGGCGACCCUCAUGCUCUUGGCUGCUGGCGAGCAGGCCUCUGCCAGCCCAGCAAGAACUGGGGAGCAGCAGCUCGGCGAGACGCUGGCAGAGGCCGAGAAGCGCGAGCUUCGAGCGAGGAAGGGAGCCGUCAGCGCCGAGGCGGACAGCAGCUGGCAGGCCUGGCGCUCACUUCACCCUCGCAUGGAUGCUUCUUUAGAGGGCAACAAGGACGUGGAGGUGGAAGCUCUUCGCGUCGAGGACCUCGACGACCCCUUCUACACCUUCUCGCUUCCGUCGCAGCCAGAGGAGCCUUUCCGGCCGAAGCCCGACAAGCGCUGGAAGGCUCCCGAAAGAGGAGGAGAACUGUGA
Molecule: messenger RNA, 2265 nt
Organism: Symbiodinium sp. CCMP2592
Lineage: Eukaryota; Dinophyceae; Suessiales; Symbiodiniaceae
Source: the annotation of a GenBank genome assembly